This is a messenger RNA of Monodelphis domestica (gray short-tailed opossum), 2511 nucleotides long. RefSeq names its product family with sequence similarity 124 member A (gene FAM124A). The record is from RefSeq and is a predicted model, not a curated record. Lineage: Eukaryota; Metazoa; Chordata; Mammalia; Didelphimorphia; Didelphidae.
ACACUCACACUCACACUCACACACACACACACACACACACACACACACACACACACACACACACACAGCGCUGAAAAGGAGGAGCAUGGCCUUAGAGGCAGGAGAGGAGGUGGGAGGGAGUGGGAGGAGGAGAGGGAGAAGAGGAGGAGGGAGGGGGACGCUCUGACACCCAGUGGGCACAGCCUAGAGAGGAGAAAGAAGGAGGCGGAGAAAGGAGGCAAAGGCGCCGGUUGCUGGAGUGUAGAUGCAAGAGUUGCGGCCGGAGAGCAGGGAGCGACCGGUGUCCCACGCACAGGACCCAGGAGGGCCCUAGUGGGAAGAAAGGAAGGAAAGGAUAAUGCCUUUGCUGCUGCUGUUGCUGCUGCUGCUGCCAACCCAGGAUCCCGAGGAGGAGUCGUGACUCAAGCUUGCCAUGGACCCAAAGACGGGCGGAGGCGAGGAGGAGGAGGAUGACUGUGUGGACUCGGGAGCUGAGACCGGCGGGUCAGACUACAGCCAUAUGUCCUCUACCAGCAGUGAGCUUUCUGUGGAAGACACUCAGGAUCCCUUCCUUGUCAGCGUCCACGUUAUCACUGACCCAGGUGAGUCCAAAGCCCUCCAGGAAGCCAUUGACAAGGUGUUGGCUUGGAUCCACCCAGAUCUCCAGCUUUUCCGUGUGUCUGAAAGGAGAGUGGCUCGGAAACGGAAGAGGCAGAACAAAACUUCCCAGCCAGCCCUUGCUAUCGUUCUCUUCCUACAGGAGGAAUAUGGAGAAGAGCAGAUCUUGGAACUCCAUGAAACUUUUCAGAGGCCCCCAUGGCACUACCACCACACAGAGAGAGUCCAUGGCAGGUUCCUCCCCUAUCUACCCUGCAGUCAGGAUUUCUUCACUCUGGCCCCAGGAACCCCUCUAUGGGCCAUACGACCGGUGCAUUAUGGAAAAGAAAUUGUCCGUUUCACCAUCUACUGCAGGCAUGAGAAUUUUGCUGACAUCCUGAAGCUCUAUGAGCUGAUCCUGAAAAGGAACCCAAGUCAGAGGAAGUCAGACUUCUGCAUUUUCCCCAUUUAUUCAAAUUUGGAUGUGGAUAUCCAGUUCUCUCUGAAAAGACUCCCCAGUGGCCAGAUACCAGUGCCCACAGACUCCUCUGUGCUAGAGUUCCGAGUGAAGGAUAUUGGGCAGCUCGUCCCUCUUUUACCCAAUCCCUGUAGUCCAAUAAGUGAAGGAAGAUGGCAGACUGAAGAUCAUGAUGGGAACAAGAUUCUUUUGCAGGCACACAGUUUGUAUAGGAAAUCUUCUAAGGCCAGCAAGCUUCAUUGCUACUCAGAGAAGACUUCUUCCUUCAUCCCUCCAUCUAGCUUCAUUCCACGGAGUCGCACACUCAGCAGCAGCCAGCAGCCACAAUCAGGCCGUCCAGCCAAUGGGCUCUACCAGCCUGACCUAGCUCCUGGAGAUCAGGGAGAAUGGACUCAAAGAAACAGCAGUGCUCGCUACCCAACAUGGUCAUUCCCAAGGAGCAAGUCAUUGUUUUGUUUGCCCACUGGAGGAACGACCUCUGACUCCUUGCCGGUGACUGAACCACUCUGGCUUUUAAACAGAGGUUCCCCAGCAGUAGAGGAGUCAGAACGGAAACAGAACCCCAAGCUCUCCGUUGAUGACUUAGAGGGUGCCCAAGAAACUGAUGUGGACACAGGCCUAAAACUUUCUUUCUCAGACUUGUCUGUGGUCUCAGCCUAUUCAGCUCCUAGUGGGUUUUGUAAUAAUUUGGAAACUUUCCUCCCUCCGAGAAAAUGUCCACCCCAUUGGUCAAAGCCAGGAACUUCCAAAGGAAGGCCACUCUCUGCUUCAAGUGGUGUGCCAGCGGAGGCCUCCUGCACUUCCCUUUCCUCAUUUACUGAGGAGUCAUCCAGCUCUACCCCGUCAUCUGCAGCAUCUCCCUUUGCAUCUUCCUCCACACUCAAGGAGACCUCUGAGCCCCCCACUUCCCUUUCUGCAGAAGUCAAGCAAAUUAGCAACAACUUCCAACAACUUGCAGAGCCUCCUGGACCCCCAACUCAAGAAAUCGAAGAGUUCUACAUCUGAAUUUUUUCCUCACUAUCACUCCAUACUUGGUGUCUUGUCUCAAAAAUUCUCGCCUACUCCUGGCCCCACUACGCGGCUGAGUUACAAAUACUGAGAGUAUUUAUGUCGCAAUGUAGAAACUCCUCUGGAAAUGAAUUAUUUGCCCCAGUUUCUAAGAAAUUAGUAACAUAUGUGAUAUAAUCAUUGCUUCUUAGCAGAGAGCCGAUCUUUUUCCAGAGGCAAUGGAGAAACAUUGACAUUAUUAGACCAAUAAUGUGUAUCUUUAAAUUGCAAAAUUUCGUUUUAAAAAGAGACUCAACUUACAGGCAUAAUUUAUUGCUUGCAUAACUCAAACACAUCUUUUUAUGACCUGAAAUAGAAAAAAAAUAAGCCAGCCUAUGUAAUUAAUGGUUUGAUAAUUCUUACAACUAUGAAGCAAAAUAAUUAAAGCCAGAAUAUUGAAAUUUGGAAAA